Messenger RNA from Funneliformis mosseae, 576 nucleotides. The record is from the annotation of a GenBank genome assembly. NCBI's taxonomy places the organism in Eukaryota, Fungi, Glomeromycota, Glomeromycetes, Glomerales, Glomeraceae.
AUUCUUUAUUACAACAAACAUUAAAACGGAUCAAUGAGGAACAUACAAUUUCACCACGAGCAAAAAAUGCCAUGAUUGAUUCUUUAUGCAACAUGUUUAUGAGAAGUGCGUCAAAUUUGAAAUAUCUAAUCUUAAGUCCUUAUGUUAAUGUCAAUGACAAAGAUAUACCAAAAAGUAGGAUUUUUAUCGAUAAUGAACCGGGAUUGGCCAAUUUGCGAAAGCUUAAGCUUCGUUUUUUCGCGAACUUGUUAGAUCAGCACGAGCGAAGGGAGAAUUUAUAUGACCUUUUAAAAUUAUUACCAAAUGUUUGUAAUGGACUCGUUCACCUGGAUGUUAAUAGAAUAAAGGUUCCAAAUUGUAUGAUUGCGGAAAUAUUAACGGGAUUAAUCAAGUCACAACCAGAGUUAACUUAUUGUCGUUUUUAUAAGGUAUAUGGAGACAUGACUAAGUUGAUCGAUGCGUUACCUGUUCACAAAUUGAUGAGUUUGGUGUUGGAUGAUUUGAGCAUUUCUGGGUUUUCCUUGGCCUCUCUUUCACGAAGUACCAGAUUAGAAUCUUUAGUCUUUAGAAAAUGUC